UGCAGAUCCAACGGCUGCGCUGCCUCAUGACUCGGGCCUCCCUUCCCCAAACCGAUAGCGAGCGGCCCGCGCACCGGAGGGACACGAAUGCCUCCUCGAGCGGGAGCCAUGGCGGCGGCGGCGAGGGCGGCGCUGCUGCCCUCGUCGUCCUCCUCCCCCUCGCCGCUGCUCCGCCUCCCGCGCCGCUUCCUGUCGCUCACCGCGACUCCCUACCCUCUCUACUACGACCUCAUCGUGCACCGCCCCGCGGACCCCAAUCCCCCCAAAUCCUCCGCCUCCGACUCCGACCGCCAGCCGCAGCCACCCCUCGACGAGCAGCCUCUGGACCGCGCCAAGCGCCGGUACCUCCGCAAGCGCCGCAGCCGCCUCCUCCCUGACCCUGACGCCACCACCACCACCAAGCCUUCCUCCUCCUCGUCGGAGUUCGUCGAGCUCCGGCCGGAGGUCGUGGACUUCCCGCGCCUGCACGCGCGCGAGGAGGCGCUCUACUUCCACGACACCUUCGCCAUGCCGUGGGAGAAGGACAAGCACUACCGUAUGCUCUACCGCCUCGAGAAGAAGUACUUCCCCCACCAGUCGCUCGACAACGCAUUCGUCUCUGCUGAUGCUGCCCCGGCCUCCGACGCCGACAGGAGCCUCGUCUUCUUCGACGACGAGAAGAAGGAAGAUGAGGGAGGGGAGCGGGUGGUCAGCAAGAAGGGCGGCGACAGCGAUGACAAAGGGGAGGUGCUGGAGAGGAAGGUGGAGGAUUUCUUCAGGUCUCUGAAGAAGGGCCCCGGCCAAGCCGACACCAAGGCCAAGAGACCGGGAGCGGAGCUGCGGCAGGUCAAGCGCGAGGUGCCGAGGGAGGAGGAGCGGCCGCAGCCGUACCUCGUCACCAGGACCAAGGAGCUGCCGCCUAGGUGGGACGGCCCGGCCGGGACCGUCGUGCUCGUCGACAAGCCCAAAGGAUGGACUUCUUUUACUGUUUGUGGCAAGUUGCGGCGCUUGGUUAAAGUACAAAAGGUUGGACAUGCUGGAACUCUGGACCCCAUGGCAACUGGAUUGUUGAUUGUUUGUGUAGGAAAAGCAACCAAAAUAGUUGAUAGCUACCAAGGAAUGGUUAAAGGCUAUAGCGGUGUUUUCCGACUUGGAGAAGCCACAUCAACCUGGGAUGCAGAUUCACCAAUUAUCCAGAGGGAACCAUGGGAACACAUUAAAGAUGAAGCUAUUAGAAAGGCAGCGUCAUCAUUUAAGGGUGAGAUAUGGCAAGUCCCUCCAAUGUUUUCUGCCAUUAAGGUUGGUGGCGAAAAGAUGUAUGACAAAGCAAGGAGGGGUGAAACAGUAGAGCUUUCACCAAGACGUAUAUCAAUAUACCAAUUUGAUAUUGAGCGCAGUUUGGAAGACAGACAGAAUUUGAUAUUUCGAGUUACUUGCUCGAAAGGAACAUAUAUUCGGUCCCUAUGUGCAGACUUGGGCAAAGCACUUGGAAGUCUAUACAUUUUUCUGCAGCUGUGCUCAUUUAACUGCCUUACGGAGAGACUCAAUAGGUGAAUACUCGGUCAAUGAUGCUUGGAACUUCGAUGAACUUGAGCAACAAAUCACCAAGGGAUAUAUAUGAAUCAUUUAAUUAAAUCUGCCUUCUGGACUUUGGGGGAUGCGAGCUAGGUUACAUGCGGCUUGCAAGUUGCAACCAGUGGCCUUGUGCCCAUGUCAUUUGUCACCAAUUAUAUAGAAAAUUAAGUCAACAGUAGAGUGGUACCUUGAGUAGACAUCCAGAAAUGGGCAUUCAUGCAUAUCAGUCCCAAAGCUGUCAAUGCGUGUUGGUAUGCAAAUCCAAUUCAGUUCAUAACUUCAUCCUCAAUUUUGCAGAGGAACACGAAGCUUGUCUUAUUGUCAUGAUCUUGACAAUGAUGAAGUGUUGUUGUGCUCUUUCAGUUGUGUGCUUACAGAAGUGGGUUGCUCAGGGCGUUAGUCGUUUGGCUUAUCAUGCAUGGUUAAGUCAUGGCAGAGAGUGCUGUUAGCUGAUUUAUUGUGAAAGAAAAACAUUGUUGAAUGGCUGACAGAUUCAGCUGAUAAGGUCAAGCGAAUAUGGUGUGCCUAUAAGAUUUUCUUGUCUUUUUUUCCUUAUAAAUUAGUUUUUUUUUCACCCUA
Sorghum bicolor (sorghum) is the source of this 2133-nucleotide messenger RNA. RefSeq lists its product as uncharacterized. The record is from RefSeq and is a predicted model, not a curated record. The transcript is spliced from 9 exons. Gene Ontology annotation, cellular component: mitochondrion. Gene Ontology annotation, molecular function: RNA binding; pseudouridine synthase activity. NCBI's taxonomy places the organism in Eukaryota, Viridiplantae, Streptophyta, Magnoliopsida, Poales, Poaceae. Gene Ontology annotation, biological process: tRNA modification; mRNA pseudouridine synthesis. The coding region runs from base 88 to 1533 and encodes 481 amino acids.